AUGCUCAACAUGACCGAGGAGCACGACAAGGCGCUGGAGGCUCCGUGCAGCCCCGCGGGCACCACCAGCUCCAUGUCCCACGUGGACUCGGACUCCGACUCCCCGCUGUCCCCCGCCGGCUCCGAGGGCCUGGGCUGCGCGCCCGCGCCCGCCCCGCGCCCCCCCGGUGCCGCCCCGCUGGGCGCUAAGGUGGAUGCGGCCGAGGUGGACGAGCGCUUCCCCGCCUGCAUCCGCGACGCCGUCUCGCAGGUGCUGAAGGGCUACGAUUGGAGCUUGGUGCCUAUGCCCGUGCGCGGCAACGGGUCGCUCAAGGCGAAGCCGCACGUCAAGCGGCCCAUGAACGCCUUCAUGGUGUGGGCGCAGGCCGCCCGCAGGAAGCUGGCCGACCAAUACCCGCACCUGCACAACGCCGAGCUCAGCAAGACGCUGGGCAAGCUCUGGCGUUUGUUAAGUGAAAAUGAGAAACGUCCCUUUGUGGAAGAAGCUGAGCGGCUCAGGGUCCAGCACAAAAAGGAUCACCCGGAUUAUAAAUACCAGCCCCGGAGGAGGAAAAGUGUGAAAGCUGGGCAGAGCGACUCUGACUCCGGGGCUGAGCUCAGCCACCACGCCGGCACCCAGAUCUACAAGGCAGACAGCGGGCUGGGGGGCAUGGCUGAUGGCCACCACCAUGGCGAGCACACAGGCCAGCCCCAUGGGCCACCCACGCCACCCACAACCCCUAAAACCGACCUGCACCACGGCAGCAAGCAAGAGCUGAAGCACGAGGGCCGCCGCCUCGUGGAAAGCGGCCGCCAGAACAUUGACUUCAGCAACGUGGACAUCUCAGAGCUGAGCAGCGAGGUCAUCAACAACAUGGAGACCUUCGAUGUGCACGAGUUUGACCAGUACCUGCCGCUCAAUGGCCAUACCGCCAUGCCGGCUGACCACGGCCCCAGUGCUGGCUCCUACAGCACGUCCUACUCCCACUCGGCAGCAGGCGCCGGCGGGGCUGGCCAGGUGUGGACUCACAAGAGCCCGGCCUCGGCAUCGCCAUCGUCGGCUGAUUCGGGCCAGCAAAGGCCGCACAUCAAAACGGAGCAGCUGAGCCCCAGUCACUACAGCGACCAGUCCCACGGCUCCCCUGCACAUUCCGACUACGGUUCCUACAGCACCCAGGCCUGUGCCACCACUGCCUCCACCGCCACAGCUGCCGCCUCCUUCUCCAGCUCCCAGUGCGACUACACGGACCUGCAGAGCUCCAACUACUACAACCCCUAUCCCGGUUACCCCUCCAGCAUCUAUCAGUACCCCUACUUCCACUCCUCACGGCGUCCCUACGCGACACCCAUCCUCAACGGCUUGUCCAUCCCGCCGGCCCACAGCCCCACCGCUAACUGGGACCAGCCGGUCUACACAACCCUGACAAGGCCUUAAAAAGGAUGCGUGGAGCCCCCCCAGGGCUUCCCCGACGUAUGCACUAAUGAAGGAACGAAGAGGAAGAACGUGGAGUGCCGCGAUUGUUUCCCAAGUGCCUCCUGAGCCGCUGGGAACUCUGCUCGUUGCGACUGGGUGUCCCCUUGCUUUGAAACUCUCCAAAAGGACAGAGCUCUAUUUUUCUUUAAUUAAUAAAAUUAAAAAUAAAAAAAAAAAAAAGAAGAGUUAAAAAAGAAAUACUGAAAAGGACUGGUGAUUCCUUUUGAAUAAAUGAAGGACAAAACCAUUCGACUCCUCUGUGAGGACUGAACUUGCUCAUUGUGGAAGCU
Messenger RNA from Centrocercus urophasianus (Greater sage-grouse), 1742 nucleotides. RefSeq names its product SRY-box transcription factor 8 (gene SOX8). The record is from RefSeq and is a predicted model, not a curated record. Lineage: Eukaryota; Metazoa; Chordata; Aves; Galliformes; Phasianidae. Gene Ontology annotation, molecular function: RNA polymerase II cis-regulatory region sequence-specific DNA binding; DNA-binding transcription factor activity, RNA polymerase II-specific. Gene Ontology annotation, biological process: neural crest cell development; negative regulation of transcription by RNA polymerase II; peripheral nervous system development. The transcript is spliced from 3 exons. Gene Ontology annotation, cellular component: nucleus. The coding region runs from base 1 to 1413 and encodes 470 amino acids.